GGGCACCUGGAGCCUUAACUCGAGGGUCCAGUUUUUGGAACUGAGGAAGGGGCACGGGGUCGCGGGUUAUGGUGCGGUCGCUGCGUUACCUGGGCGGUGCUUGUAGACCGGCCCGCGGGCUUUUACUCCAGGGCUUCUCAGCUGGCUGCGGGCAUGCACCCGGGAGACCCUGGCCGCAGUGCCAAAGUGCCCGCAGAAACUGCACCGGUUUAUUUGAUGUAGUUGUUAUCGGUGGUGGAAUUGUGGGACUUGCCUCUGCCAGAACACUCAGCCUGAGACAUCCAGCACUUUCCAUUGGUGUUCUGGAAAAGGAAAAAGACUUGGCUCUUCACCAGACUGGACAUAACAGCGGUGUUAUACAUAGUGGGAUUUAUUAUAAACCCGGGUCUCUGAAAGCUAAAUUAUGUGUAGAAGGUGCUGCCCUCAUGUAUGAGUACUGUAACCAAAAGGGAAUUGCCUACAAGCAGUGUGGCAAGCUUAUAGUUGCUGUUGAACAAGAAGAAAUUCCCAGACUUCAGGCCCUGUAUGAGAGAGGCCUGCAGAAUGGUGUCCAGGGUCUGAGUCUGCUCCAGCAAGAAGACAUAAGAAAGAAGGAGCCAUAUUGUAGGGGCCUAAUGGCUAUUGACUGCCCAUAUACUGGUAUUGUGGAUUAUCGUCAGGUGGCUUUGUCAUUUGCCCGGGAUUUUCAAGAAGCAGGUGGUUCUGUCUUGACCAAUUUUGAAGUAAAGGAAAUUGAAAUGACUAAAGAGAAUCCUUCAAGCAGUGAAGAUGGAGUGAAAUAUCCAGUUGUUAUAAGGAAUACAAAGGGAGAGAGUGUUCGAUGUCAGUAUGUUGUGACAUGUGCAGGACUUUACUCAGACCGGAUUUCGGAGUUGAGUGGUUGCAAUCCGGAUCCCCAAAUUGUUCCAUUCCGGGGAGAUUACCUGCUGUUGAAACCAGAAAAAUGCUAUCUUGUAAAAGGAAAUAUUUACCCGGUCCCAGAUAGCCGAUUUCCUUUCCUUGGAGUUCACUUCACCCCAAAGAUGGAUGGCAGUAUUUGGCUAGGACCUAAUGCAGUUCUUGCCUUUAAACGAGAGGGCUAUAAACCCUUUGACUUCAGUGCCAGAGAUGUUAUGGAUGCAGUCAUAAAGAGUGGCUUGAUGAAAUUGGUGUCCCAGCAUUUCUCCUAUGGCAUAAACGAAAUGUAUAAAGCCUGUUUUCUCAGUGCAACAGUGAAGCAACUUCAAAAGUUUAUCCCUGAGAUUGCUCUCAGUGAUAUCAUAAGAGGUCCAGCUGGAGUAAGAGCCCAAGCCUUGGAUAAAAAUGGAAAUCUAGUAGAAGAUUUUAUAUUUGAUGGAGGAGUUGGGGAUAUUGGAAAUCGCAUUCUUCAUGUGAGAAAUGCGCCUUCUCCUGCUGCUACUUCUUCCCUUGCAAUUUCUGGAAUGAUCGCAGAUGAAGUACAACUACGAUUUAAAUUGUAAAUAAUGAAAAGAUCUAGGUAUGCAGUCAAAUCUCUACACUCUGAAAUUAGGAUGUGUUCAUUGCAUUAUUUUUUUAAAAUCCAUAAUCGUACUCUGAAUGUAAACAUUGCUACUUUGUGAGCAGUUAUUGCCCAUUCUUCAGCUUUCUGUGGUUGAGAAACUAAAAGAACUUAGAACUAAUAGUUUCUCAGAGAAGUUUUCAAAUCUUGACAGUUCAUACAGAAUUAAUUAAGGGGGUGGAAUGAUAGGAUAGUGGUAGGAUGUUUGCCUUGCAUGCAAGGCCAACCUAGCUUUGAUCCCCUGAAUCCCAUAUGGUCCCUUGAUCAUGGCCAGGAGUGAUACCUGAGCACUGUUGAAUAUGCCCCCCAAAUCAAAUACAAACGAAGAAACAACAAAAGAACUCUAUAAUUAAAAACGAUUCACCUCAUAUUUCUGUUCCUUAAUUAUAUCAAGGUUCUCAAACAUUGACUGAGAUCACUAAUUAUUCAUGUCUUUUUGGUAUUUUAGGAAUCCUGUAAUUUUUUCUUGGGGUCCUGUGGGUAAGAGUUUGAGUCAUACCUGACAGUGCUCAGAGGCUGUUCCACCUUGGUGCUAUAGGGAACUGAUAGUGUCAGGAUUCAAAACCAGGUCUUUCACAUGCAAAGCAUGCACUCUAGGUUUUGAGUUCUUUCUUUGGCUCCAGGAUCCUUUUCUUUUUUAUGAAAUUUUUUUUUUCAUUUUUGGGAAAUAACCUGAGACAUUCACUUUUGUAAGCCCUAAAUUCAUGUGUAUCUUCUGUUUUUUUUUUUUUUAGAGGGGGGUGGGGGGAGAAUCAUAUCCAGUGAUGCUCAGGCUAACUCCUGACUUUGCACUUAGGGAUCACUUCUGGUAGUGCUCAGAGGCUGGAAUAGAACAAGGAUUGGCUGAAUGCAAGACAAGAGCCCUACCCAACUGUUCUAUCUCUGCAGCCCCUUUUUGAAUAUUAUAAUUUGUUCUCCAACACAUUAUAUAUGCCCAAUGUGUGUGUUAUCUGUUGAACUGAUUCUUGUAAUUCUGAAUAGAAUUGGAAAAUGGGAAUAUGAGUGGAAAACAGCAGCCUUCUGAUUGUGAAACUUUUAAUAUUGAACCACCAUCUAACCAAGACAUUUUCAUUUACUUCUUACACUCUUUCAGGAUUAAUCUUCUAUUUGAGGGUGUGUUUUAUUAUUUGUUUGUUUGAUUGUGUUUUCUAGGGAUGAGUUAAAAUGUGUAUUUCGCUGAUACAAAAAAACUUUUCUGUUUUCUUCCUUUUCAUUCUAAGUCUUGAUGAUCACAUUGAUUGAGCUACCUCAUCCAUUAAUUUGAAAGACCACUCAUUCUCAACUCAUAUUAAGAAGCAGCACUGCAGGUAAAUAUGUUAGGUGAUUACUUGAUUUGGAUGAACGUAUUGCAGAUGUUCAGAAGCUGUACAAACGUGAAGAACCAGGCCCUAGCGAUUCUUCAUAACAACUGAUUACUCCAGGAAAUAUGACAUACAAGACUUUUUCUAUUCCACUACAAGACUGUGAAGAAAAAUAUUACAAUUCUCAAAUUUAUCAGCGGAUUGCAUGUACACUAAGAUGUGAAAGACUGAAAUUAUAAAAAUAUCUGGCCUUAUUAAAGCAGUCCUCAUUCUAUUUGUGCCUGUACUAUAGCCCCCCACCCUCGCUAAUGUAUAAGUGAAAAAAAAAUAUUGAAAGUAUUUUGAAUGUGUACUCUCUUUGUAAAACAUUUUAUAUUUGCCAGUAGGUUUUUCUGUGUAGUGCUGAUACAAUUUUAACUAUUCUGUAUAUUUUUGAAAGAGAAGGAAAUUUUAUUAGUAAAAUUAUUUAAUGAACUUUCUUGGUGUUGUGAACAUAAUUUUAAUUUUUAUUAAAAAAAUCUUCA
This is a messenger RNA of Sorex fumeus (smoky shrew), 3344 nucleotides long. RefSeq names its product L-2-hydroxyglutarate dehydrogenase (gene L2HGDH). The transcript has 10 exons. The record is from RefSeq and is a predicted model, not a curated record. Bases 69 to 1460 code for a protein of 463 amino acids. Lineage: Eukaryota; Metazoa; Chordata; Mammalia; Eulipotyphla; Soricidae. Gene Ontology annotation, molecular function: (S)-2-hydroxyglutarate dehydrogenase activity; (S)-2-hydroxy-acid oxidase activity.